Molecule: messenger RNA, 1971 nt
Organism: Dovyalis caffra
Lineage: Eukaryota; Viridiplantae; Streptophyta; Magnoliopsida; Malpighiales; Salicaceae
Source: the annotation of a GenBank genome assembly
AUGGUAGCUGGGAAGGUGGUUCUCUGCUUCACCGCAGUUACUAAGAUCCCAGGAACGAUUGUAUUAAGUGCUGCAGAAGUUGUGAAGGAAGCAGGUGGAGUGGGCUUGAUUGUUGCCAAGAAUCCCAGUAAUGACAUGUAUCCCUGCACUGAUGGAUUCCCAUGUAUUGAGGUCGACUAUGAUAUUGGAACACGGAUACUCUUCUACAUUCGUUCAACCAGAUUCCCUGAAGUGAAGCUGAGCCCUUCUAAAACAGUUGUGGGCAAGCCAGUGCUGGCAAAGGUGGCUCAUUUUUCAUCUAGAGGGCCUAAUUCAAAAUCUCCUGCAAUUCUGAAGCCUGACAUAGCUGCACCUGGGGUGAAUAUUUUAGCUGCUGCAUCACCUCUCGAUACAGUCCAGGAUGGGGGAUAUGUCAUGCAUUCAGGAUCAUCGAUGGCAACUCCUCAUGUCGCAGGAAUAGUGGCUCUUCUCAAGGCAAUGCAUCCUGAAUUGUCACCGGCAGCUAUUAAAUCUGCACUUGUCACAACAGCAUGGAGGAAUCAUCCAUCAGGUUUCCCAAUAUUUGCGGAGGGAUCUCCUCAAAAGCUGGCCAAUCCGUUUGAUUUCGGAGGAGGUAUUGCGAAUCCGAAUGGUGCCGCAGACCCGGGUCUAGUAUACGACAUGGGUACAGCGGACUACAUCAGUUACCUCUGCUACAUGGACUACAACAACACUGCUAUCUCUAUUCUCACAGGACACCCCACAGUUUGCCCCUAUGAAGAACCAUCCAUUUUGGACAUUAACCUGCCAUCCAUAACCAUACCAAACCUUAGAAAUUCUGUUACCCUCACCAGAACUGUUACCAAUGUGGGAUCCUCUAAUUCCAUUUAUAGAGCUGUGAUUGAGCCUCCAUUUGGCACCAGUGUGUCUGUAAACCCUGAUGUCUUAGUCUUCAACCAUAAAACUAAAAAGAUCACAUUCACCGUGACGGUCACCACAGCCCACCAGGUGAACACAGGAUACUUCUUUGGGAGCCUAACAUGGACUGAUAGGGUGCAUACAUUUCAAGUUGCUGACGUUGAUAAAGUUGCAUCUGGGGUUGAAUUAUCAGAUGGCUUCAUCCCUCUCAUUGACAUGGAUGAACUUCAAGGCUGCCAGGUGAAGAAUCAUAAAAUUCCAGAGACGAAUAUGAACCAGAUAAUGGGGACAACUAGGGAAUUUUUCAAACUUCCAGAGCAAGAAAAGUUGAAAUUCCACACCACUGACAGCAACAAAAGCAUCAUGCUAUUUAUAGCUUUUAAAGAUGAGAUCGAAAAUGUCUUCAUCUCGAGGGAAUCCUUAAGAUUUAGCACUUUCCCUUUUGAAGAUCAUGUGAAUGAAUGGCCUUCAAAUCCCCCUUCAUUGAGGAAGGAUGUUAUAGAGUAUUGUACAAGUGUUAAAAAGGUGGAAUUUGCAGUCCUUGAAGCAAUAUCAGAGAGCUUAGGCCUGGAAAAAGAUUACAUAGACAAGAUGUUAUGCAACCAUGGACAAAAACUAUCUAUCAACUACUAUCCAAUUUGUCAAGAACAAGAUCUUGAGUUUACUCGAGGAAUUCGACCUCAUACAGACCCGGCUAUAGUCACUCUUCUCUUGCAAGACGAUGUGCCUGGCUUUAAAGUUCUCAACAAUGGCAAAUGGGUGGAGGUUGGCCAUGUCCCCAACACCUUGGUUGUUCAUGUUGGAGACCUACUACAGGUAAUUAGUAAUUGCCGAUACAAGAGUUUGCAUCAUCAAGUGUUUGUGAAUUGUGAGAAAGAGCGUUUUUCUGUUGCCAGCUUCUGCUACCCAUCAUCUGAUACAGCGAUAGGGCCUGCCAUGGAAUUGAUAGACGAUGAUCAUCCAGCAAUGUACAGAAAUUUUAUGUAUAGAGAAUUCUAUCAAGAAAUGUGGCGAUCUGCAGUUCAGCAUGCAACUGAUAAGCGUUUGGACCUCUUCAAAACUUCUAUUGCCUGA